Messenger RNA from Acomys russatus (golden spiny mouse), 1495 nucleotides. RefSeq names its product NUF2 component of NDC80 kinetochore complex (gene Nuf2). The record is from RefSeq and is a predicted model, not a curated record. Gene Ontology annotation, molecular function: protein-containing complex binding. Gene Ontology annotation, biological process: meiotic chromosome segregation; kinetochore organization; mitotic spindle organization. NCBI's taxonomy places the organism in Eukaryota, Metazoa, Chordata, Mammalia, Rodentia, Muridae. The coding region runs from base 91 to 1485 and encodes 464 amino acids. Gene Ontology annotation, cellular component: kinetochore; Ndc80 complex. The transcript is spliced from 14 exons.
GGAGGGCCUCGCCAAACCUUUCCUGUGUCUGCAGAGGGCUGUACUUUCUUGAAACACACCGAACAACUACCCAGGGAGGAGACUCCCAUAAUGGAGACUCUGUCGUUCCCCAGAUACAAUGUAGCUGAGAUUGUGGUUCAUAUUCGAAAUAAAUUAUUAACAGGAGCAGAUGGCAAAAACCUCUCUAAGAACGAUCUGCACCCAAACCCAAAGCCUGAGGUUUUGUACAUGAUCUACAUGAGAGCCUUACAAAUAGUGUAUGGGAUCCGGCUGGAGCACUUCUACAUGAUGCCAGUGAACAUCGAGGUCAUGUAUCCACAUAUAAUGGAGGGCUUUUUACCAUUCAGCAAUUUAUACUUUCAUCUGGAAUCAUUUAUGCCCGUUUGCCGGGUGAAUGACUUUGAGGUUGCUGAUAUUCUUUAUCCAAAAGCAAAACGGACAAGUCGGUUUUUAAGUGGCAUUAUCAACUUUAUUCACUUCAGAGAAGCAUGCCGGGAGACUUAUGCAGAAUUCCUUUUGCAAAAUAAAUCCUCUAUGGACAAAAUGCAGCAGUUAAACAGUGCACACCAGGAAGCACUGAUGAAACUGGAGAGACUCGAUUCAGUUCCAGUUGAAGAGCAAGAAGAGUUCAAGCAGGUUAUGGAUGACAUUCAGGAGCUGCAGCACUUGCUGAACCAGGAGUUCCGCCAGAAAACGACACUGCUGCAGGAGGGAAACGCCCAAAAGAAAUCAGAUAUUUCAGAGAAAACGAAGCGUUUGAAUGAACUAAAGUUGUCAGUGGUUUCUUUGAAAGAAGUUCAAGACAGCUUGAAAAGCAAAAUUGUGGACUCUCCAGAGAAGGUGAAAAACUAUAAAGAGAAGAUGAAAGACACGGUCCAGAAGCUCCGGAAUUCUAGGCAAGAAGUGAUGGAGAAGUAUGAGGUGUACAGAGAUUCUGUGGAUUGCCUGCCUUCCUGUCAGCUGGAGGUGCAGCUGUACCAAAAGAAAAUCCAGGACAUUGCAGAUAACAGGGAGAAACUAAGCAGUAUCUUAAAAGAGAGCCUGAACUUGGAGGACGAAAUGGAAAGUGAUUCAUCGGAACUAAAGAAACUGAAGACUGAAGAAAAUUCACUCAAGAGACUGAUGACUGUCAAGAAGGAGAAGCUUGCCACUACUCAGCUCAAGAUAAACAAGAAGCAGGAGGAUGUGAAGCAGUACAAGCGAACAGUGAUCGAAGAUUGCAAUAAAGUUCAAGAAAAGAGAGGUGCUGUCUAUGAGCAAGUAACCACCACUAAUCAAGAGAUCCAGAAGAUUAAAUCUGGGAUUCAGCAACUAAAAGAUGCUGCGAAAAGGGAGAAGCUGAAGUCUCAGGAAAUCUUUGUAAACUUAAAAAGCGCCCUGGAGAAGUACCAUGAGGGCAUUGAGAAGGCGACGGAGGAGUGCUGCACUAGAAUCGACGAGAAGACUGCCGAGCUGCAGAGGAGGAUGUUCAGAGUGCCGCCCUGAUCAGCAGUCA